AUGUCGGAGAGUCCUGAUAAAUCUCCUUCUCAAUCCUCCACCCCUUCACAACGGCAUGAUUCUCCAGGCACGUCGGCUCUAUCUAGGUCUCCAGCAGCAGGGUCUCUCCCGCGACAUAUUGCAACCGCCCGACUUGCUUCACCAGUCCCAUCACCAUUUGAUGGCCAGGGCGCACCCUCUCGACCAAUCCAGCCCUCAAAUCCCCCUUCAAAUAGGUUACUCUCCCUUGCUUCAGUGGAUAAUACAGCAUCCCUCCCAGGUCCUGGUCCCUCUGCCCUAGCAUCAGCACUGCAACGGGAUCCCAUACAGAGUCGUGCCUCCGGGAACACACCUCCCUUAACACACGGUGAUUUAUCCGCGUUGACCCCCGCGAAGUCAACCUAUGGCUCGUUUGAUGCUCGAUCGGGCAGAGACUGUGGGCUGGAUCAGGGCGGUGGGACGGUGGAGAACCCGGAUAUUGUGAGGAGGUAUUUGGUUCAGCCGCAGCAGGAUUCAGAUAUCCAUGCUUCAGGGGCAGAUUCAAACUCGUCGAGAAAUGGGGGAGCAGAUGAGGAGUUUUCCAGUCUACAGCUUCAAGGGGGUGAUAUCACGAGACCUAUUUAUAGAUGGGCAGAUGAAUCAGCUGGGCAUGGGAUCAGUCGUAGGAAAAGCUUUGUUGUACCUCGACCGGAACCGGAGAGUGAGGUUAUGGAUAUCAAUUCUAUUAAGGUGCCUGGUGGAUUCCGGAGAGACUUUCUCCGACGAACGGCUGCUCCUCAGGAAUUAGAUGGCACACAUGCCUCUGAUGAGGGUGAACAAAACCAUGGCAGACCAGUUCUCCUAACAAACAAUUUUUUGGAGUUUCUAACUCUCUAUGGCCAUUUCGCUGGAGAGGAGCUGGAAGAGGACGAUGAGGCCCUUGAGCCUGAUGAGUACUUUGCCCCUGACAUAUGGAAUGGCCGGGAAUCCAUGACGGAUGAGCAAAGGCGAUUAUUAGAGGAAGAGGCUCCUCUUCUUGGAGAAGAAACCCCAGGAAAACGUCGCAAGCAUCAUAAAGAUCGAGCCCACCCGGCUAACACCACCUCAACCGGAGCAAUACUCCUCCUUUUGAAAUCAUUUGUCGGCACGGGUGUGCUCUUCCUCCCAAGAGCAUUCAUGAAUGGAGGAAUGCUAUUCAGCUCUAUCGUGCUGGUUUCAGUGUCUCUUCUAAGCUAUUACUGUUUUAUCCUUCUUGUCAAUACCCGGAUGAAAAUACAUGGCUCAUUUGGUGACAUUGGCGGCGUCUUGUACGGUAAACAUAUGCGAUGGAUCAUCCUGGGUUCCAUCGUCCUCAGCCAGCUCGGUUUCGUGUCUGCGUAUAUUGUCUUCGUCUCUACGAACCUUCAAGCUGCAAAAACUUUCCUCGACAUCAAGUUCAUGAUCUUGAUGCAGCUGGUGGUUUUCCUACCGUUUUCCUUCAUCCGCGACAUCAGCAAACUGGGUUUCACAGCCCUAAUUGCAGAUGUUUUCAUCCUCCUUGGCAUCAUAUAUCUCUACAUUUACGGCUUUGAGACGAUUAUCGAUAACGGUGGCGUGUCCGACAUCAAACCGUUUAACCCAGUCAGCUGGACCCUUUUCAUCGGAACGGCCAUUUUCACAUACGAAGGAAUCGGCCUAAUCAUACCCAUCCAAGAAUCGAUGAAGAAACCCCAGAAGUUUCCCGGCGUUUUAGCCCUGGUGAUGAUUUUGAUAACCACCGUCUUUCUCUCAAUGGGCAUACUGGGAUACGCCGCCUUCGGCUCCAAGACCGAAACUGUCGUCCUUCUCAACCUGCCUCAAGGUAACAAGAUGGUCAAUGGGAUUCAAUUCUUGUAUUCCAUUGCUAUUCUCCUCAGUACACCACUCCAACUCUUUCCAGCCAUCCGCAUCUUAGAAAAUGAGCUGUUCACCCGCAGUGGCAAAUAUAAUCCAGGCAUUAAAUGGAAAAAGAACGGUUUUAGAUCCUUUCUAGUUGUAUUAUGCGCCCUUGUGGCAUGGGGCGGCGCAGCAGAUCUCGACAAGUUCGUUGCGCUUGUUGGUAGCUUUGCCUGCGUGCCGCUCGUUUAUGUCUACCCUCCAAUGCUCCACCUCAAAGCAGUCUCGAGAACCAAAUUCCAAAAAUUCGCAGAUAUAGGCCUCGCAGUCUUCGGCGUGAUCGGAUGCUUAUACACCACUAUCCUAACCAUUUCAAACUGGGCCACCAGCGAAUCUUCCGGACCUCCUCAGGUUUGUUCCAGCUGA
Molecule: messenger RNA, 2238 nt
Organism: Paracoccidioides lutzii Pb01
Exons: 3
Coding region: 1-2238 (745 amino acids)
Biological process (GO): amino acid transmembrane transport
Molecular function (GO): amino acid transmembrane transporter activity
Source: RefSeq, a predicted model, not a curated record